AUGGUAACAAUAAUUGCAUUGCUCGUUAUUAGCUUGAUAUCAGCGCUCUCGUCAAAAGCAUUCUACUGUGAUUUUGAAAAGCCGUGUGAAGAUUUCGUAUUUGAUUCUCAUUGGACCGUUCAGAAGGUAUCAUCACACAUUGAUCAUACAUAUCAAAAUCUUUCUGGUCAUUACAUAACUUAUACAAACACUUCAGUAUCACAACCUUUAACUAUUGUUCGCACACAAUCAAUAGAAUUAGGACCUAAUGAAACAGUAUGUAUCACGCCUUGGAUGUGGUCCAUCAAAAAUGGUGAAGUAAAUUUUCAUAUAAAUUAUGCUCAAGGUGAUGAUCUACAAUCUCAAACUCAAGGGUAUCAUUUUAGAUUCCCUUUAUCUGACUCAGAUUGGACUGGCGGGAAUAUAGGAAUACCAUAUACUCUUUCCGAUCAUUUUUAUCUUUUAUUUAAAUUUAUCAGUAUGACGAGUCCAUUAGAUAUCGAUGAUUUGUCGGUUUCAAUAUGCACUAGUUCACAAUCUAGACCACCACCAACAACAGUUUUCGAUUGUGAUUUUGAUAAAACUGUAUGUCCUGAGUUUGAGUCACUUUCCAACUAUUCUUAUACUUGGUCGACAAUCGAAGCAGAAGAAGCACAAAAUUACACUGCAACAGCUCCAUCGAUUGACUAUUCAAUUGGAAAUAAAACAGGUCAUUAUAUCUGGCUCAACAAUUCAGAUUCGUUGCAAUUUGGUGGUGUUGGAUAUGUAAAGACACCUAUCUUUCGUUUUACACAAUCUGAUCCUGCAUUCUGUCUAAACUUCCAGUAUUAUGCAUUUGAAGCUACUGUUCAACUAAGUAAACUUUCAGUACUAGCUUUAAGUGAAGGAAAUGAAAUGUCCGUUCAACAAGUUUGGCCUAUUAAUCCGAUUAAUUAUAUAUAUGCCACUAAUCGAUGGUCUUGGGCAUUUGCUCCAUUACCCUUGGGGAACUUCUCUCUCCUAUUUCGUAUGGACUCACAGUAUGAGGUAGGCGGUUCAUUUGCGAUUGAUUCAAUCUCGAUUAGUUCUUGUGAUUAUACUCGAAACUGGUUUUCUCCUACUUCACGCCUUAAAUUCACUUGUGACUUUGAUUCUUCGUCAGAUUCUUCAUGUGGCAUACAAAAUGAUUACACAGGUUUUUCCCCACAAUCUCUUAUCAAUACUACCACACAAUCACCAAACACGAUUAGUGAUCGAGAACUUGGUCCAAGACAAGCAAGUGGUUGGAGUGGUAAUCAAUUUCUUUAUUGGUCACGUUCUAAAAAUACAUCAACAAAUUUAACUACCGGAUACUUUAAAACACCUUUUAUCGAAACAAAUAGAGAUAUGUGUAUUCGAUUUUCUUAUUUUGUUAAUUCGAUUGGUGUUCAACCAAAUGAAAAAAAUACCAAAAUAGAUAUUGCAGCUAAUGGUUGUACGGUUUCAACUGUUUGGUCUAAUGAAUUAGAUGACAGUUUUGGAUGGCAAUUAGUUGAACAACGUUUACCUGAUUGUGCUUGGACAGAAUCAAUUUAUUUUCGAAUUACCCAAAAGCGUCCGACACGAGUAGCUGUUGCUUUUGAUGAUAUUAGUAUUGCACAAUGUGGUGCAAUAGAUGUGUUGACUACUACACCAUCACCAAGUACUACACCUUUAAACAAAAGCUCAUCGAAUUACAUCAGUGUCAUCCUCUUGAUUACUAUUUUAUUACGUAUUUUGAAUAUGCAUUUUGGAUACUAUAAUUGA
This is a messenger RNA of Rotaria sp. Silwood1, 1743 nucleotides long. Lineage: Eukaryota; Metazoa; Rotifera; Eurotatoria; Philodinida; Philodinidae. The record is from the annotation of a GenBank genome assembly.